GCAUCAUCCAUCUCUCCGGAUCAGAUCAGAUGCUGUGAUGAUGUGAUGCCCCUUAGCCGUCUGGAUCCCCACCUGCUCCACCAGGGCUCAACAGGAAGUGACAGCAUUAAUGGUGAUGAGAGAAGAAAUGGAAAUAAAUAACUACCAAGUGAGGAUGAUGCAGAGCGGAGGGAUGCUGGAGACAUGAGCACGUCCAUCACAUUUCGAUGGAGUCCUCUUUCAACGCCGUAGAGCUCCGGGAGCUGCGGGGCGGAGGAGGCCGGCGAGGCGUGUCUCCGACGCCGGCCUCAGUGUGCUGCGCCGCCCGGGGCUUUGAGAACGCCUCCUACCAGCAGGACGAGGAGCAUGAGCAACGCCAGCAGGGGGCGACUGUGCCGGCCGGUUGUCCACCCUCAACUUCAGGCAACGCCAAGGCGGAGCAGCAACAGCAUCAGGAGCUCUCUCCGCAGUCCUACGAUGAGGAGGAAGGAGGCGGCGGUCAGGAGGAUGGCCAGGACUUCACCGAGUUCAACCCCGCCGACGACCACUCCGCCGACUACGGCUUCAUCUUUGCCCUGGUGUUCCUGGUGAGCGGGAUCGUCCUGGUGGUCAUCGCCUACACCAUCCCCCGGGAGGCCAAAGUGGACCCGGACUCCGUGUCGGCCCGCCAGAUGGAGAAGCUGGAGAUGUACUACGCCCAGCUGGGCUCCCACUUGGACAAGUGCAUCAUCGCGGGCCUGGGCUUGCUGACGCUGGGGGGGAUGUUCCUGUCCGUGCUGCUCAUGGUGUCCAUCUGCCGGGGCGAGAUGUACCGACGCAGGGCGGCGUUUGUCCGACCCAAGAGGACUUACGGCUCCAUCAACCUGAGGAUGAAGCAGCUGGCCACCGGAGAGGCGGGAGGAGGAGGCGGCGAGGCCGGGGACGGAGGCGAGGAGUUCUUGGUGGAACAUGCAGAGACGACGAGGAGUAACAUACAGCCGGGUCCGAGCCGGGACUCCAAAUCAGAACCAGGACCGAGCAGGAAUCCUCCUCCUCCUCCUGCUGCUGCUGCUUCGUCCUCCUCUUCCUCACAUGGAGUCAACUAACUUCCACUCCAGCCUUCCUCUGAGUGAGCUGCAAAAUGGGGAUGCAAAAUGGUGCAGGCCCCCCUAUUUGUGCUGAGAGGAGAAGCACAUGUGGAGCACAAGGCUCUCUGCCGGAGCAACCCGGCUCUGACCCAGGUUUGACCAGCUUUGACCCGGCUUUGACCCGGCUUUGACCCGGCUCUGACCUGGCGUUUCUGGGAUAUUUAUUCUGACCAAUCAUAACGGAUGUAUAACUAAUCAAAGAGGGCUCGACCCGGUAGAAGAAGAGAGGUAAGCUGAUGUUGAUACGAGCACAUCUGGAGGUGAAUGGUUGAAGAUUACAGUUCAAUAUAAAUCAGAAUAUAUUAAUCAGAGUUUAACGAUAAAAAGCACAUUGUGUCCCACGGCCCCGGAGGCUCGUCGCCACUUUCUUUACCAAGUCCAGUACAGAAGUUCAACAUUUAAACCCCAUUAAUCACAUUAACAUCUCUGUCACUGACUCGUCACUGGAAGUCUAUUAGACGUUACAGUAUUUGUGUUAUUAAAUGAAGCCUGAUGGAAAGUGUGAUGCUGGCAACAUUUUAGACUCUCUAGUGAGAUAUUUAUACUCUCGAUAACAGUAAAGAAGAUCAAAUAAUCAUCAAACUGUGUCACUCUCCUGUAUGAAACUAAAUAAAAGACAAAUUUAAACCUGCAUUAAGCAAUAAUAUAUUUGAUUGAUUAAAAUGACUGUUUAAUGUAAAAGAACCGCUCAGUAUCAACAUGAAACUCUGCAGCUUUUAGCAGCUUUUAGCAGCUCACUGUUUUGGUUCUUUUGGUUAUAUCCUGACUCCUUCCACCCCCUAAUAUUACGCAUUAUUGUCAUAAUAUUAUGACUUUAAUCUCUAAAUAUUAUGUUUUGUUUUUCUCAAAAUGUAGCCGAUUCUUAUUGUAAUUAAUGAAAUAUUAAUCUCAAUAUUUUAGUAGCCGUGAAGGUGCUUUCAGACAGCGAGUGGCUGCAUUCAGAGUUCAUGAUGGUUCAGCUUUUUCAACUGGCGGCUCCUGUUAACAGUUAGCAACACAUUAGCAUGAGAAGCCAUUUGGUACGCUACAUGUUAGCAGCUUUUUUCAAUGAAAAGAGCCAAUCUGUUCAAAAUGUACCUUAAAGGGAGAUUUGUAUUUAAUCCUCUUAUCAACAUGGGGGUGGGCAAAUAUGCUGCUUUAUGCAAAUGUAUGUAUAUAUCUACUAUUGGAAAUCAAUUAACAACACAAACCAAAAACAUAGCUGCAUUUCUUGCAAAAGAUUGCUUAAAAGUUAUUAAAUCCAGCCCCUCCUUUUGGUAAAAAUACAAUGCUUAAUGCAGUUUUAAUAUUUGACUUUUUUAAAAACAUUCGGCUGUUUGUUUUUUCAACGGAUUGAUCAGCUUUAAUGUAAUGUAAUGUAACAUUACUUCAGCUUCUCACCUGAUUUGUUAGGCAGUAAUCAUUCUCGUCCAUGAAGUUGGAGACACAGGAGAUAAAAUAGAUUUAAUCACUGCGUCUUUGUUGCAAAUCAAUUCUGAUUUUAUCACAUUGGGAAAAAAAACUACCAAACCCAGGAAUGUUUCUAUCAGGUCGAAUCAUCUCUGGUAGUUCAGUUGAGAGUGGACACGUGUUCAAAGGCGAUUCUCAGACAGCUGGACAAGACGCAACAAAACUAGAGGAGAAAAUCAACGCUGCUGGUGGCAGGAGGCCAGAAACGAAUGUUGAUCCAACGUCACAAUGAAAUAUUAAUAACCCACAACUCCAAAUUAUUAAUGUCACAUAUCCAACGUGCCACACUGCGUAACUGUGCCAGAAACUGUUGCCUCAUGUUCACCGAUCAUCAGCAUCACAGAGGGAAUCUAAUCGUAUGAAUGAUUCUAUUUAUGGGACAUUUAAAGGUGACAACAAUAAAACUAGCCACCGUGCUACAUGCUAGUCGCUGCGGUCGUAAGAAAACCUCCCAGUUCAGCUACUGUGACUUCCUCACUCCAUAAACACUAUACAAAAUAACACAAACAGCUGAUUCAGUUCAAAGGAACCAACAUGGAGAGUUUUCUAUCUGACUGUAGACGAAUGAACCUUUAAUGACACAGCGGCGUCUUUGUAUUAUAUGUAAACAGAAGUUAUUUAAGUCAUGUAAGGAUACGAUACGCCUUAACCAGUAAACACACACACUGUAAAUUAUGUAUAAGCAAAUAUUAUUAUGCUAAUGUAUUAAGGUCUGUAUAGUGAGCCAAUUAGCCAAGGGUAAUGUAGCCACACACACAUUAAUAUAUAUAACAUGUCCUGUGAGGACAUCUCCAGUGUAACUUAAUAUACAUUCACACUGACAUACUAAUCAAGCUGUUUAUUCAAAUAUGUACCACAUCUUUAUUUCGCAGUACAAAUAUACUGUAAAUAAAUACUACAUAUAGUAGACGCGCCACUCAGAAACACAACGCAGGUAUGAAGAAGCUCAUCACCACUUUAUUUCUGUUUGAUCAAAACAAAUCAAACCGAGCCGUCGAACAACAGCUGAGCAAUAUUCACAUGAAUUAAAUAAACAACUCAUAAAAGAAAUAGAAUUGAUUAGUUAGACAAUAUUAGGGCUGCAACUAAUGAUUUUAUUCAUUGUAGAUUAAUUGUUUGGUUCGUAAAAUAUCAGAACAUUUGACAAAAUUAAUAAAAAAGCUUGUUUUGUCUGACCAACUCUACAAAAGAAAAAGAAAACCAGCAAAUAUCCUCAUUCUAGUGACUGGAACCAGUGACUUUUUGGCUUUUCUGCUUUAGAACAAAUACUUGAUUUUCAAAAUAGUUGCCGAUCAGUUUUCUGUCGAUUGAUUAAUGGAUUCAUUGACUAAUCGUUGCAGCUCUAGUAGAUCAAAUGCUAACUGUAAAUUAUAUAAUAAUUGAUUAUUAAAAAGAGGCACACCAAGCUUCACUAAAAUUCUGCAGGAAAUUAAGAAAUGUAUUAAAUUUCACCAAGAAUGAAUUCACUUUGUGAUCACGUGUUAGAAGCAGCAGACUGUCGGUUAAAUUAAAGAAUAUAAUGAAAUGAUUGAUAUUGGUCAGUCCUGUUCUGUAGUCUCUGGUGUUACUGGACAGUCACAGGUUUGAUUCCCUCGCUGCAGUCCGUCUCUGCUGAGGUGUCCUUGAGUAAGAAAAGAUCCUUUCUGGCUGCUUCGGGUGCGUUUGAGACGCAGCUUCACGUUUGGACUCGAUGCUGUGAGAGCACGUUUGGUGGAAACGUUUGAGACAAAAGAAAAACAGCAAAUGUCUAAAAGACGCCGUUUGCCUCCAGAUUCCUACCGACAGUCAACGGUGGUUUCUUUUUUUUAUUUUAUUUAAAAUGUAAAGUUUAAAACUUAAAUGUCACCAUUUGCUGCACCGUAUCAGAUUAUAGCUUUAAGCUAAUUUGCAUCUAAAAACAGAGCCGUCCUGCCUCCUCAACCCGGUCUCACAGGAAGACGUAUAAAUAACGUAUAUAUUAGUGCAUUUUACAACUUUUAAGACCUAAUGAUAUAAAAAAGGGCUAUUAGAGUGUUCAU
This is a messenger RNA of Sebastes umbrosus (honeycomb rockfish), 4573 nucleotides long. RefSeq names its product transmembrane protein 74B (gene tmem74b). Lineage: Eukaryota; Metazoa; Chordata; Actinopteri; Perciformes; Sebastidae. The coding region runs from base 207 to 1064 and encodes 285 amino acids. The transcript has 4 exons. The record is from RefSeq and is a predicted model, not a curated record.